AAAGCUCACAGAAUUGUCGACAUGCUCUUCAGGCCCAUUUCCUCAUCCUUCGAUCUCGCCAUAGAAUUUGGAGCCAGGCGCUCUUCUACGGCAGCUCAGCUCUUCAUUCAUCGCCUGCCUUGCACGAAGCUUGCCUGUUGCUCACCCUCUCUUCCGACGUGCACCCAGACUUAAUUUCCUCGGCAUCGACAUGCAGUUCAUCACGCUCGGUUCGAUCUUCCUUGCGCUUUCGGUCUGUGGUGCUUCUGCUGCGCCCGCGUACAGUCAAUCAGACGACUGCGAGACGGCACCGGUAACGUCCGCGACGACGAUUUCUCUCAACGCAUCCUCUGCGACCGCGAGUGCCCCCUCCGUUGACAACGACAAUACGUUCAAGACGACGAUCUUCCUUAACAAGCCUUCCGCGACUGCGAGUGCCCCCUCCGUUGACCAGAGCGGCAGCGACAAUGCCACCCCUGCAAUCCGUCCGACCAUAUUCCUGAACGGGCCCUUCGCCAAUGCCACGCCGUUAUCGAGCAUUCUUCAGUUCAACAGGCGCCAGAUCGCAUCCGCUUUGAGGGAUUCUAUCAACUUCAGCUUCUCUUUUGGUGGCAUCGUCCCAACGUCCUCCGCCGACGCAUAUGGGCCUGCGCAGACGUCAACCAACUCGUCCUCCCUCCCUGCGUCUUCGACGCCAAUUGCGUCGGCCCUCCCGGUGUUGCAAUCCACGGAUGCGUUGUCGACCGCCUCCGCGUCUGCGUCGGCCCCUGCGGCAUCUAACGCGUCCAGCGUGUCCAUUUCGACGCUGGUGGUUAUCGGCACCGUCACAGCGCCCGCUGUUACCGUUACCGAACCCGCUGUCACCGUCACCGUCACCAUCAAUUGUUCCGCCAAUGCCACCUCUGUAGCAGCGGCCACUGGCGUCCCUUCCUCUGGCGCGGCAACAAGCACGCUCUCUUCCUCCGCCUCCAGCCAGCCAUCUUUAACGGGCUCUGCCACAUCUCCCGCCGUCACUGUCGCGCCUACGUCGUUCUCCAUCUUCCUCACCCUGCACCCUUCACCCAGUCCUUCCGUCGCUUCGUCCGCGUAGGGAAAUGUGCGCAUCCGAUAUCCGCACACGAGGCAGGCAUCCUUCGGAGACUGUGCAGUUAGUUGUAUAACGUUAAUUUUGGAUUCCUGGUGAACUGAAUUGUUUCUGCUUGAUUCAUCGUUUUGGUGUAGCCCUAAUAGUUAUUAUACCUGCUUAUUGUUUCGACAUAUUUGUGCUUGCAAGUCAUGUAGAUUUGAAGGCCUGAAGAUCGAGUGUGGUCUGAACUUCAAUCUAAAUGAACAAUAAUGCACUCGAU
Messenger RNA from Heterobasidion irregulare TC 32-1, 1325 nucleotides. RefSeq lists its product as uncharacterized. The transcript is spliced from 2 exons. NCBI's taxonomy places the organism in Eukaryota, Fungi, Basidiomycota, Agaricomycetes, Russulales, Bondarzewiaceae. The coding region runs from base 191 to 1069 and encodes 292 amino acids. The record is from RefSeq and is a predicted model, not a curated record.